AUGGGCUGGAGGCUUUGCUUGGCAGCGUUGCUAUUAGCCGUGGAAAGCAGUUCAAAAUCCAUAAUCGAGCAGCUUCCACAUUCACCACUGGCCGAAACAGGAGGCGAUGAAUCGAAAAAACUCAAAUCGGAACCGAUGAUCACAAAAAUGCCUGCUUUCGAACAAGGAAAAGUGAAGGCGACAGUCGGCUCGAUGCUGCCUCCAAAGCACGAGAUCAUCCUCAAUUUGCCAGCAGCUGGUAAUGAAGACAAUGAUUCGUGGAGAGAUCUGGAGCACAUUAAUAUGAGCAACAAGUUCCGAAAUACACAACAAGGAUCGUCGAUCGUUGAAGUGAGACGUGAUGAGGUGCAGAUCCAAAACACAGAUGGUACUGAUAAACGGCUCCCUCCGUUCGCUUUCAAUGAAGAUGUAAAGGAACCAGAAGCUGAUUCCACCACGAUGGAAAAAUCAGCAUCUUCUACAACUCAAACAGCCAUAAUAGGCGAUGAUUCUAUCAGUGAAAAAAACAUCGAGACAUCUGCCGAAAUCAGGCAGCAGGCACCGGAAAUAGCAAAAGUGGAACUAUCGGAGGAGCGAGAGAACAGUAGUGUCACUUCCACGAAGCAAAUUGGCACCAACCGAGAUGUCGAAGAUCUUGUAAAUGUUAUCAAUUUUUAA
This is a messenger RNA of Haemonchus placei, 657 nucleotides long. NCBI's taxonomy places the organism in Eukaryota, Metazoa, Nematoda, Chromadorea, Rhabditida, Trichostrongylidae. The record is from the annotation of a GenBank genome assembly.